Nestor notabilis (Kea) is the source of this 810-nucleotide messenger RNA. RefSeq names its product vacuolar protein sorting-associated protein 29. Gene Ontology annotation, cellular component: endosome; retromer complex. The annotation marks the transcript as partial. The transcript is spliced from 3 exons. NCBI's taxonomy places the organism in Eukaryota, Metazoa, Chordata, Aves, Psittaciformes, Psittacidae. The record is from RefSeq and is a predicted model, not a curated record. Gene Ontology annotation, biological process: intracellular protein transport; retrograde transport, endosome to Golgi.
CUUGUGGUGACACCUAAGUUGGUGUUAGUACUGGGAGAUCUUCACAUUCCACAUCGAUGCAACAGCCUCCCAGCCAAGUUCAAAAAGCUGCUGGUUCCAGGGAAGAUCCAACACAUCCUCUGCACGGGAAACCUCUGCACCAAGGACACUUAUGACUACCUCAAGACUCUGGCUGGAGACGUCCAUGUUGUCAGAGGGGACUUUGAUGAGAACCUGAAUUAUCCUGAACAGAAAGUUGUAACUGUUGGACAGUUCAAAAUCGGGCUGAUUCAUGGCCAUCAGGUUAUUCCCUGGGGUGACAUGGCCAGCCUGGCACUGCUACAGAGGCAGUUUGAUGUGGACAUCCUAAUUUCAGGACAUACACACAAAUUUGAGGCAUUUGAACAUGAAAACAAGUUCUAUAUCAAUCCGGGAUCAGCUACAGGAGCCUAUCAUGCCUUAGAGAACAACAUCAUUCCUUCAUUUGUGCUGAUGGAUAUCCAAGCUUCCACGGUAGUUACAUAUGUCUAUCAACUAAUUGGAGAUGAUGUGAAAGUAGAAAGAAUUGAGUACAAAAAAUCUUAAACAUGUUUUGGCUUGUCUGGUACUUUUACCAUCUCAUUCUGAACUGCAAAUUCCAAUACUUGAUUGCUAGUUUACAGUCCUACCCUUACUCACUAACAGCUUAAACAAUGUAGCUUCUUGGUAAUAACUUUAAAACAACAUUGUGUUUGCUUUUCUCUGUAUGAAUUGAUUUGUAAAAUUUUCCAUUAAAGUAACUGUUUAAAUACUGUUCCUUUAUGUUGUAAUAAACUCCACUUCAUAGAAAAA